CUGCUGCACUGUCUUGUGGGUCAGUGAGGAGCACUUGCAGUCUGAUCUAGGGUGCUGCUACAGUCAUUUUGAUGGCUCCCUCACGAUUUAAGAUUAGCUGCCUUUAUGGGCAUUUAACUGCCUUCUGCCUUCAGUUGACGCUUGCGUUCCCACCGUUGCAUUACAUGCCGGCUGCUUCUCCUCAAGAUCUCCGGACUCUUAAAAGCCAAAGCUCCUUGCAGAGUGCGGUCCAGCAGCCGGAGGAGCCGGUCCAAGUGAAUACAGUUGAUGUGCUCUGCCACCCUGACUCCAUGGAGCUCCGCAUCAACGCUGACCUGUUUGCUGUUGGAGCGCCUGUUGACGUCCAGGAGCUGCGUCUUGGAGUUGAGCACAGUGACUAUUGCAGUGCAACAGCAGCAUCAGACUCUGAAUACAGAAUCCUUGUGGGCCUGGAAGACUGUGGCACCAAACACUGGAUGACGGAAGAUUCUUUGGUCUACACAAACCUCCUGAUCUACACUCCUCUGCCCUCUCUCAAUGGAGUAACGCGGAUGGAUGAGGCUGUCGUUCCAGUUGAAUGUCAAUAUAAAAGAAAGUACAGUCUGUCCAGCUCUUCCCUUAUGCCAACUUGGGUUCCCUUCACGUCUACACAAGCUGCUGUGGAAACUCUACAGUUUAAUCUGAGACUUAUGACAAAUGACUGGCUGCAUGAAAGGGGUGCCAACACAUUCUUCCUUGGUGAGCCCAUAAACAUUGAGGCUUCAGUUCGUGUGGAUCAUCACAUGGGGCUCAGGCUGUUCCUGACUAGCUGCGUGGCCACACUUGAACCUGACAUCAAAUCUGAUCCCAAAUACAUCUUUAUUGAGAAUGGGUGCUUGCUGGACUCUCAACUUCCAGGCUCAAAGGCUCACUUCCUGCCAAGAACAAGAGACGAUAAGCUGCAGUUGACAAUUGAUUCUUUUAAAUUUCAUAAUGAUGAAAGAGGACAGCUUUACAUCACAUGUCAUCUCAAUGCUGUGCCAGUGGAUGAUGCAGAAGCGCUCAACAAGGCCUGCACAUUUGUAAAUGGAAGGAAAGUAUAUACAUUUUCAAAUUGCAAGACAACUGGCUGGUCUGACUGGAUAUCCUUUAGGUGGCGGUCUGCUGAUGGCAACGACUACCUGUGUGGAUUCUGUCAAAGCCCCAAUGAUGCCAGUAAAACCCUAAGCAUCCCUGGAAUCUUUAAUCCUCGUAGCUUUGUAAAAUCUGCAGACAUGGAGCCCUUGUGGAGAAGUGGACUGAAGACUAACCAGGUUUGGGAACAUGAUGCCAGAGUGGGGCCAAUGACCAUCAUGCCUUCAUGGAAGGGUGGGGCUCUCGCCGCACACGAGCUCCCUCCAGUUCUCCAUAAAAUCCACAAAACAGCAUUGUACGGCAGCCACUGGAGGAGCGGCAUACAUGGGAUUGAGAAGAGCCUGGUUCCAGAACCAUCAACUUCAAAACUAGAAGAGGAUGACAGUGAUGAUUAUGAUGAUGAGUCUGACUCUGACCUGGACUUUGUGAUGAAAUCCCUGGAGAUGGCCCGCACCAACAAUACCUUCCCAAUCAUCCAGUAUGAGCUGGAGCACACAGUGACGAAUGCAACUGCUUCAAAGCCUGACCUUUCAGAUAAACAUGACCCAAAGAAAUAAAAUGCUUUAAACUCA
This is a messenger RNA of Oryzias melastigma (Indian medaka), 1664 nucleotides long. RefSeq names its product zona pellucida sperm-binding protein 3. Gene Ontology annotation, cellular component: extracellular matrix. Gene Ontology annotation, biological process: egg coat formation; binding of sperm to zona pellucida; positive regulation of acrosome reaction. Bases 72 to 1649 code for a protein of 525 amino acids. The transcript has 9 exons. NCBI's taxonomy places the organism in Eukaryota, Metazoa, Chordata, Actinopteri, Beloniformes, Adrianichthyidae. The record is from RefSeq and is a predicted model, not a curated record. Gene Ontology annotation, molecular function: acrosin binding.